Molecule: messenger RNA, 2898 nt
Organism: Pundamilia nyererei
Lineage: Eukaryota; Metazoa; Chordata; Actinopteri; Cichliformes; Cichlidae
Gene: spopla
Product: speckle type BTB/POZ protein like a
Exons: 12
Coding region: 337-1515 (392 amino acids)
Molecular function (GO): protein binding
Source: RefSeq, a predicted model, not a curated record
AAAUUUCGCGCCUGCGCAGUAGCUAUAUUUUCUAGCCAUUCAAGCUACCCCAGCCAGCUAGACAAAUGUAAGCUAGCAGAGAUAUAAAUUAGACAAAGAAACCUUGUAAAGAGACUGAAUGAAAAAGAGUUCAAAGUGACGGACCGUGAAAGGAGCAGGUGUAAUACAAAGCUUUAUGCGUUAUUCGAUAUAUGUGGGAGUAUGAAAUUGAGAGUAUGUAACAUCAAGAUAAGGUCAUGAAGGAUCCAGUGAUAACCUAAAAACAUCCAUCUGUGUACAUUUCAACCAUUCAAGAGUGCUUUAAGGACGCAAGUGAGUGGUACCACAGAGCCAGCGAUGUCACGGGUUCCCACUCCUCCUCCUCCUGGGGAGAUGUCAAGUGGACCUGUGGCAGAGAGCUGGUGUUACACACAGGUCAAAGUUGUGAAGUUUUCCUACAUGUGGACCAUAAACAACUUUAGUUUUUGCAGAGAGGAAAUGGGAGAAGUGUUGAAGAGCUCAACUUUCUCUUCUGGCCCUAAUGACAAAAUGAAAUGGUGUCUGCGAGUCAAUCCAAAGGGACUUGAUGAUGAAAGCAAAGAUUAUUUGUCAUUGUAUUUACUUCUUGUUAGCUGUCCAAAAAGUGAAGUCAGAGCAAAGUUCAAAUUUUCUUUGUUGAAUGCUAAACGAGAGGAGACAAAAGCAAUGGAAAGCCAAAGAGCAUAUAGAUUUGUCCAAGGCAAAGACUGGGGCUUCAAAAAAUUUAUACGGAGAGAUUUCCUCCUUGAUGAAGCCAAUGGACUUUUACCAGAUGACAAGCUCACCCUGUUCUGUGAGGUUAGUGUUGUCCAGGAUUCUGUUAACAUUUCAGGCCAGUCUAACAUGAACAUGCUGAAGGUACCAGAGUGUCAGCUGUCUGAUGACCUCGGGAACCUGUGGGAGUGUUCACGCUUCACAGACUGCAGCCUCUAUGUGGGAGGGCAGGAGUUCAAAGCCCACAAAUCCAUCCUUGCAGCGAGGUCACCAGUUUUUAAUGCUAUGUUUGAACAUGAAAUGGAGGAGAGUAAAAAGAACCGUGUUGACAUCAGUGAUGUGGAUCCUGAUGUCUUUAAGGAAAUGAUGGGCUUCAUCUAUACAGGCAAAGCGCCAAAUUUGGAGAAAAUGGCAGACAAUUUGCUGGCAGCUGCAGAUAAAUAUGCUCUUGAGCGUUUAAAGGUUAUGUGUGAAGAGGCCUUGUGCAACAGCCUUUCAGUGGAGAAUGUGGCCGACACCCUCAUCCUGGCUGACUUGCACAGUGCCGAGCAGCUCAAAGCACAAGCCAUAGAUUUUAUCAACAGGUGCAGUGUCCUGAGACAGCUGGGCUGUAAAGAUGGAAAGAACUGGAAUAGCAAUCAUGCUACAGAUAUAAUGGAGACUGCAGGCUGGAAGUCAAUGAUCCAGUCCCAUCCUCACUUGGUAGCCGAAGCCUUUCGUGCCCUGGCUUCAGCACAGUGCCCACCCUUCGGUCUUCCCAGGAAGCGCCUAAAACAGUCUUGACUGCCCGACUGUGUCCCAGGACUUUACUGGAGGUGUGAAGCAUGGGUUUACAAAAAAGGACUAGCAAGGAUACCACUCUUUAUUUCCACCAAAACUGAACACACUUGAAUAAAGAAGAGUGGGGCUUUCUGGCCAGGGAUGUGGGGGAGACUGGCACGUGGAAGACUGACAUCAAUUGACUGGGGGGAGGAAAAAAAAAAUUGGUUCACUCGGUGUUGCUUGCUUGCUUUGCGGCCCGAACUGAAUUCUGUUCAGACUGGGUAGCAAGUCAAGCUCUCUGCUACAGUUUUAUUUUUCCUGUAAUUUUCAAAAUGGCCUUAAUAUAUCUGCCAUUGCUCUGGAGCUGCUCUGGAGUACUUUGUCUAUUUUACUCUGUGCCUGCCUUGUCACAAAGACCAGGCCUCCUCCAGGUUGCACUAGUUCCCAUGAAUAGUCAUUUUGAUAUGGAGUUCUAUAGGAACGUAACAAAGGUUUAACUAAAUGGGAAAUAUUAUAUAUUUGUAAUGUUUAGCCCGUUUUGUGACUAGACAUUAAAAAGCAUGAACACUUUCAGUGCAAGGUCAGUUCUUUACACUUUUUAAAAGAUGUGUAUGCCCCAUAUUGAUGGCACCAUUUCUAUGUAAAUGACAGUUGAACCAUCUUCAAAAGACCAAUGUACAAGAAAGUGUGUCCUAUUGCGUAUUUGUGGGGGGAAAUAGUGAUCUGCCAUUAUGAAGACAGUGUCGAUCCUUGUGAAACAUGUAAGACAAAAGUGUCUGUACUUUGGCCCUAAUAUAUUAAAACAUUGGAAGUAUAUGGACAUAUUUACUCAGUCUCCCAUUUGAAUGACUUUUUCCAGAUCAUACGUCUGUGAACUGUUAUAGAUUCAAUUUUGAGAAUUUGUUUCUUUAGUAUUGCCAACAUGCAAAUAUUAUAUAUUCUCAAUAUAUUGUGGUUAACUAAAAGUGGAGAGACUAAUGCAUGGUCAUGUUAUUGUCAAAAGAAAGUGUCCAAGUACCAAUUUUGUUUUAACCAUUUUUUUUUCUGCAAUUAUCUGACAUAUUUGUGCAGAAUAAAAUUAAUUGAGUAUGUGCAAAAUCUUCCUCUAACAUGCUUGGAUAUCUGUAGGAUGCUGAGCAUCACUUCUACUGGCAAUGUUAUUCUGUGUUUGAAUGGGGGGUUGUCAUUUUUUUAUUCGGUCCGUCUUGUAUGUUGUGGCGUGACAGACACUUCAGAGGAUUUUGUAAAUUACGAGUAGCAUCAUUUUUACAUGAUAUUACUCAUCAUUCAGCGUCAUGUUGAGAUGUUGAAAUGUUGGAAGCAAAAAAAAGAAAAAAACAAAAAGAUGAAGUUGUUGUCUGCAAGAAUGCCUGCAUUAACCCAUUAAAACAUUUUCCAGCAGUC